Impatiens glandulifera is the source of this 1053-nucleotide messenger RNA. RefSeq names its product metalloendoproteinase 4-MMP. Lineage: Eukaryota; Viridiplantae; Streptophyta; Magnoliopsida; Ericales; Balsaminaceae. Bases 1 to 1053 code for a protein of 350 amino acids. The record is from RefSeq and is a predicted model, not a curated record. Gene Ontology annotation, molecular function: metalloendopeptidase activity; zinc ion binding. Gene Ontology annotation, cellular component: extracellular matrix. The transcript has a single exon. Gene Ontology annotation, biological process: proteolysis; extracellular matrix organization; collagen catabolic process.
AUGUUCCUCUCUCUCUUGAUUAUCUCUCUCUUCAUUCCUCCUCAUCAUUGUUUUCCCGCCAGAAUCCUGUUACCACAACCGCCAAUAACAGAACUAACUAACAACCACACCUGGUCGGAUUUUGCCAAAUUCAUCCACGUCGGAAAAGGAAGCCACGUCAACGGCAUAUCAGAGCUCAAAAAAUACUUCCAGAGAUUCGGUUAUCUCAAACGCAGCGAUCUCACAGACGCGUUCGACGAGCGUUUUGAAUCCGCCGUCGUUUCCUAUCAGAAAAACCUAGGUUUAACUGUAACGGGUAAACUCGAUUCCGUUACUGUUAAUCAGAUCAUGUCACCGAGAUGCGGCGUCUCUGACGCCGCCGCCGGCGAUCACGCGUUCCACGAGACAAAACGCUACGCAUACUUUUACGGACAGCCGAGAUGGGCUCGAUCAAACCCGAUGACGCUAACGUACGCGUUCUCGCCGGAUAAUAUGAUAAACUAUAUAUCGAAAUCCGAUAUAUUGGGUGUAUUUGAUCGCGCGUUUUCGCGAUGGUCGGAUGUGAUUCCGGUUAACUUCACGUUGACGGAGGAAUAUUCUACGGCUGAUAUAAAGAUUGGAUUUUACAGCGGCGAUCAUGGAGAUGGACAGCCGUUCGAUGGGGUUUUAGGGAUUUUAGCUCACGCGUUUGCGCCGGAGAAUGGAAAGUUUCAUUUGGAUUCGGCGGAAACGUGGUCCGUUGAUUUUAAAAGAGAGAGAUCAAAGGUGGCCGUUGAUUUGGAAUCGGUUGUGACUCAUGAAAUCGGGCAUGUACUCGGGUUGGCUCACUCGUCGGAUAAUGAUGCAAUUAUGUACCCGAGUUUGAGUCCGAGAAAGAGGAAAGUUGAAUUGAAAAUUGACGACGUGAGAGGAGUGCAGGCGUUAUAUGGGUCAAACCCGAAUUUUAAGAUGAGUUCGUUAUUAGAAUGGGAUACGUUUUCAAGCUGGGCCGUUAGAUUGGAUGCCACGUCAUUUUCCAAGUUGAUAUAUACUUUCGUGAUGGGGAUAUUAUUGUUCACCAUGAUGGUUGCAUGA